UCAAACUUAAAUCUAUUGAAGGCAUAAUUGCAGAUAAGGACCCUUUCUUUCCCUUAUAUAAAAUCCACAAACCCAAAGCAUAGAGAAAAUGAAAAGCCGAGGGAAAAGUUGGAAGAUAAAUUGACCUUAUUCUUGCCUAAAAUGGGGAAUGAAUUGGGCCAAUAUUGACUUUUUUGGUGGCAUAUUUAACGUGGAUAGCCUAUGUAUUCUGUUUCCUAUAGCCUCUCUAAUGCUUUCUUCAGUUUUAGUUUGAACAGGAAAGAAAAAAAACAGUUGUUUACAAAUAUUUUUAUGUACUGUAAAUGUAAAGUGUGGGGAAGUCACCUUUUGCCACUGCGCAUUAAAUGGCUGCUGUCUUUCAUGUGUCCUGCAGGAUAAAAAAGUAAUGAAAUGAGAUGGACUAGACUAGACUAGACUAGACUAGACUGUUUGUAAUGUAAUAGAAUUUGGUUGCCGUGCUGUGGUCCUCAGUAUUCACCCUUCUAAGCCUGCUGCUGCAUAACUGUACUUCCUUCACAGUGCAUAAAUAUUUAAGUAGGAGCUCCAAGGCUCCUUCAAUCUUCAAAAUUCUCUUCCAUUUGAAUUGUAUUGGUAACUAGUUAGCAGCUGUGAUUGUAAAAGGAAACACAUGCCAAGCUGCCCGACUCAAAACAACCACCAGCUUCUAACCUAACAGCCAUCAUGAGCUCUUGUCAUAAGUGUUUCUUCCUCUACUUGAUGCUGUUCAUCAUUGCUUCAGUUUGCAAUCUUGGAAAACAUUUUGGUCAUUCAAACAAGUUCUUGAAUUCAUUUGAAGAAGACAAAAACCAGUCAGCAAUAUCUGCACUGCAAACAAAAGUAUUGUACUUAAACAACAGAAAGCUUUUGGUACAUGGUUCUUGCACUAACAGAGACAUAAGUAUUUCACAGAGCAAAGAUUCCACAUCUGGGAUCCCACAAUACAUUGUUCAGAUUGUUAACACUUGUGUUUCUGGUUGUGCCCCUUCUGAUAUCCACCUUCGCUGUGGCUGGUUUGCUUCUGCAAGAAUAGUAAAUCCAAGAAUCUUUAAGAGACUCUCUUUUGAUGAUUGUUUGGUUAAUGGAGGAGAGCCCUUGAAGACCAGUCAGAUCAUCAGGUUCACUUACUCAAACUCCUUCAUGUACCCACUUACAUUCAAGACAGCUAAAUUUUGCUAAGCUUAACUACAGAGAAAAAUAUGAUGGGAUAAAAAAAGCUCAACCCAAUGUUCAAAUACCAAUGAAGAAUCAACAAGGUUUCUUUUUGAAAUCAAGCCAUAGUUUGCAUUUCUGUGA
This is a messenger RNA of Mangifera indica (mango), 1293 nucleotides long. Its product is annotated as TPD1 protein homolog 1-like. The transcript is spliced from 3 exons. The record is from RefSeq and is a predicted model, not a curated record. Gene Ontology annotation, biological process: cell fate determination. Lineage: Eukaryota; Viridiplantae; Streptophyta; Magnoliopsida; Sapindales; Anacardiaceae. The coding region runs from base 682 to 1176 and encodes 164 amino acids.